CACCCACCAUAAGAUGCGUGGGACCCUUUAUUCCACCACAGUAAGACCCUCACACACAGAUACACAGCACCGCCAACCCUCUCUCCAGAUCUCAACGUCUCGGGAUCAUCACUUCAGUUAGGAGCCAUGACCCUACAGAGACCUACCCUUCUGCUGCUGGCUGGCCUGCUGGUCCCUCUGAUCCUGGCAGCCCCCACAGGUGUGAGAGUCAAGCGCAACCUUCCCAACUGGGGGAUGAGCGCAUCCGACUUCUUUGGCUGGGUGGAGGAGCUCCGGAGAACCGGCGGCUACGAGAGGAUGGACGAGCUGGCCAAGACGUUCUGGGCUCACUUCCCGUCCGCCAACGGCCUCGGCUACGGAUCCCAUGAGCAAGACGAGUAGAAUAGGAGAGAGGGAGAGGGAGAGGGAUUCUUGGCUCUCAGGUUGUUGAAAAUACACUGUCGUAAAUUUUGUGGAUUAACUUCCAUAGGGACCCCAUGUAGGCCUAUUUCAUAUUUUUUUUUCAUUGCAUAACAUUUCUAUUAUUAAACCGUGGAAAGCUCAAAUCUGAAUAGUUUUUGUUUGAACUGAACAGAAUUGUAUUUUUUUCUUACUGCAACAAAAACUGCUUUGUUAUUUCCAGCAAUGGGUGGUGGUUGAUUGGAAAACAGUUGGAUGGUGUUUAUUGAUUAUUAAGUUGUCUUCUACAUUUUGCAAAUGCUACAUGAGGUCUAUCGUAUCGUCGUAUUGUUGAUAGAAUCACCCAUUGUGGUGUUUGUCUCUAGACUAUCAUCUUGUCAAGCUGUGUCCUGACUGGCAACCCAGUAACAUGGACAAAUAAAUAAACAAUGGCACCACAGGUGGGAUGGCAAAAAAAACAUUGUGACAAACAAGCAUGAAUCAAUCACUAAGCAUUCUUACAUCACACAAUCACAUUUACCUUUCUCACCAUUCCUUCUACUUUGAAGGAUAAAAGUGCUUCUGCUUUAUAACGAUUCCAUAUCAAAACCCCUGAACAGGAUUUAACAGACUAUGUGUGUUCAAGGAGCCCCAUCGAGCUACAGUUUCCCUCCUCUGGAAGGUUGGAGGACAGCUAUGACCCCCUGCUGUAUCUUAGAAAAUGGCACGAUUUUGAGCGUUGAGUCCCCUAUCAGAGGCAGAGCUGAUAGCAACUCUACCCAUACCUAGGAAGACUUUGAAGGAAGGUUUCUCUCUGUGAGUGAGGACGCAUGUACAAGAAGAGGGUAAGAGUACCCGGGACUUGGCCUUCAUGUAAUAUUCAUAGUGCCGGCAAUUGGAACCAACCAUGCCAGAGGAGACGGUCCUAAAACUCAUCCUCAAAAAUAGCUUAUCUUAGCUUAUCCAGACUGUGGAUUUGCUGGCAUGGUUGGGACAGCAGCUAGCAAAGGAUACACAAAAUCAUUUCUUUUGUUUUUAGUAUGAUCAACGGAAAAGCCGAACAAACAAGGGGCUCAAUGAAAACCCCCCAUCUUAUCCCCCUUGGCCAAACCCUUGGACCAACUAUACACAGGUUUAUUAUUGGAGGUGGAAGGGUAGUCAUGCUUGAGCUACUGGUGUGACAGUAGCUGAAGGUAGAGGGGGUAGACUGGUUACCGGAGGUUUUUACCAGGUUGCAAGUUCGAUCCCCGGCUCCUCCUAGCGAGUGUCGAGGUGUCCCUGAACAAGACACCUCACCCUGACUGCUCCCGACGAGCUGGCUGUCGCCCUGCGUGGUUUUCUCUGCCGUCAGUGUGUGAAUGUGCGAAUGAAUGGUUUGGAUAAACGCUUUAGCAAAAUCCCCUAAAUUUAAAUGUAAAAAUGUUCCAAACUACAAUCCGCUUAAGCCCAUUAAUGAUCUCUGUACUUAUGUUUCCUUGGUUUAACCAAUCAAAGGUAUCUUUGUCAUACUCAGCAUGGUCACAUUUUAUGUUGUAGGAAACGGUGGAGAUAAUGCUUCCUCCAACACUUUCAGGUAUGAUGUUGAAGGAUUUGGAGAGCUACCAAAUCCAGAAUAUUUGUAUUUCAGUUGUAAAGGUUCACCUAUUAUGAACAAAUUUGGUUGAUUUAGUUAAGAAUUACAAACUGGAAUGCUUAUUUAAACCUGUAAUAACCGUUGUGCUAUCUGUGCGUUUGGUCCUGUUGAGAGCGGGUAUGCGGCAUUAUGGGCUGACUGAGAAUAAAGAAUUUACAAAUAAUUGCGGAGAAAACGUUACUUUACAGGCACAAAUAUUGACCUGUCAAGAUGGAGUAGCUCUUACUCUGUAGGCCAUCCUGCUCCUUCAACCACCCUGUUUGAACAAAGCCACAGUACAUUGGAUUCACAAGUAUAGUAUGUAACAUUUUAUCCAUCUAAAAUCUGAAGACUGAGUCUGAUGAGAUGCUGAUGCUGAUGGCUGUUAUGUCUUUAAUUGAAAGCAUGCAAUAUUCGAUAUUCUUCUGGUGAAGGACAAUAAUGUACGGUCAAAUUUAUGCUAAAAUAGCUUUGUCAAUGCUAUGGAUGUAGGUGGGUCCCCAAGAAAAGAAAAAUGUAAAUAUGAAAAUACAGAAAAAAAGAACGAAGUCCCUGUGCACAGCCUUUUGAUUCUCAGGUGCUGGUGAUGUGCAGUCACCAAUAGUAUAUCAAGGCAAAGAAGUGUAAAAUCACCGCACACUGGUAUAUGCUGAUAAGCUGUUUAUUUUGUGAACGACGCGUUUCGCUGUUGCUUCGUCAGGUUCACUCUUCAAAUUCACAUGACACCGACAGGUGAUUUAGGUGAUUUACAGGGUCACAUGACCUCACCAAUUAGUGCAAUACAACACCAAAUCAAAACUCCAUGCUCAAAUACAAUACAGUCCAAGGCAUCACAAAAAAGAAUGUUCACAUAAGAUGCAUCCAAGGUUCACGUAUCAAUAACAAUGUCCAAAUUAAAGCACAUAUACGAUUAAGCUGUCACAAGGAUAGGCUACACUAAAUAUCAGGCUCACAUAUCAUAAAUGGCAAUGUGAAAAUGUAGAUGCUAAAACACCAGAAGAUUUAAACUUUCACAAAAA
Molecule: messenger RNA, 3009 nt
Organism: Gadus macrocephalus (Pacific cod)
Lineage: Eukaryota; Metazoa; Chordata; Actinopteri; Gadiformes; Gadidae
Gene: otos2
Product: otospiralin 2
Exons: 3
Coding region: 127-381 (84 amino acids)
Biological process (GO): sensory perception of sound
Source: RefSeq, a predicted model, not a curated record